This is a messenger RNA of Tachysurus fulvidraco (yellow catfish), 1097 nucleotides long. RefSeq lists its product as uncharacterized. Lineage: Eukaryota; Metazoa; Chordata; Actinopteri; Siluriformes; Bagridae. The record is from RefSeq and is a predicted model, not a curated record. The transcript has 4 exons. The coding region runs from base 111 to 821 and encodes 236 amino acids.
UAUUUCUCAAUCUUUCCUCUCUUUCUGUCUUUGUCUACUUGUCUGUUAUUUUUCUCUGUCUGUCUGUCUGUCUGUCUGUCUGUCUGUCUGUCUGUCUGUCUGUCGAUAUAAUGCCAGGGGGGUCUACAAAAAAGAUUUGUCCAUUUUGUCAGGGUAUUUUAUUUUGUGCACAGAAGAUCUGUUGCCAUUGCAAAAAGGAGCAGCCUCUGAAGCAGCGCCUCAAGAAGAGGCUUCAGAGGUUUGAUGACAAGCGAGAGGAAUGGGUGUUUGGUCGUAAGAAGAACCACAACAGUGCAUCCAUCAAGGAUGAAGCCUUAAUCAUGCUUGAGAAACUCCAUGCCAUUGGAUACAAGCCAGUUCUGCUCCUUGGAAAGCAAAACAAUAAAAAAGAAAAUAAGUGUGAAAUAUUAACCCCUCGCUGCACACUCUCCACCCGUGCCCAGGACUACCUUCAGAGGAUAGGCCCAAUAUAUGAAAACAUUUUUGAUGGUUGGACCAAGGAUAUUAAUGAUGAUCAGCUGAUUACGCUGCACCUCACACCCUGUGAACCAUUGGAGAACACAAGCAACCGCGAGGUGGUGAGGACCACGCAGUUGGAGCAGACGGGCACUACAGAGGGGGAGAUGGAGCAGACGGGCACUACAGAGGGGGAGAUGGAGCAAACGGGCACUACAGAGGGGGAGAUGGAGCAGACGGGCACUACAGAGGGGGAGAUGGAGCAGAUGGGCACUACAGAGGGGGAGAUGGAGCAGACGGGCACUACAGAGGGGGAGAUGGAGCAGAUGAGUACCUCGGAGGGUCAAGAGCUUUAUGCAGGUUAGGGCUGCAUGAUAUAUAUUUUCAGCAUCAACAAUGCAAUGUAUGCAUGUGAAAGUUACAUUGCAGGACGCAUGAUGUCAAGUAGGGAAAUUAACUCAAACAUGUCACGCUAAAACAUUUUUGCUGCUUGAUACUAAAGUAAAACUUUCAAGUUUCUAAUUUCCAUGAUUAAUCUACAAGAAAAGUCCAUCUGAUAUUAUAUUAUUAGACAGAUGAUAGAUCUAUCUGUACUAGGGCUGUUGGAACAAAUUUCUUGAGUCACACACUUAAAUGUCAGG